GCGAGGGAGGGAGUGUACGCUCUUGCUUGGGUGAGAGAAAGUCCUCUGCAAUUUUUGUUUCUGACCAUCCGUUCCAGCGUUGCUUCUGAUGAUCUAAACGCAUUACUUUGUUUUUCGUGGAUUUAACGGGUAUUGCUGGACACAGGGAAUCAGGGCUACUGCUUCUUUAAGUUCUUUUGGGGGGAUGGGCUAUUUUCAUAACGUCAUUUCAUUCCUCCCUCUUUUUCAUUUUGUCAUUCUUUGAUUCUUUUUCUCCCCCCAUUUCCUAAAUGGAACAGAUUGCCCGAGCCUUUUCAUUUCCUAGCUUUCCCAAUUUUUAUUCAAAGUUACUCUUUUUAUUUUUCAGGAUUAUUAAGUUGAACUUUUCUUCUGUGUCAUCAUUUUUGGAGGGCUAACACCUUAGUGGACGUAAACUGCAAGUCAAUUGAGGCGAUGGUGGAGGCGUUUAUGGUGAUGAUGAUGAUGAUGAACUGUAAAAGAAUGAUUCACUAACUUGUCUGUCUUUUGCUACCUGACAAGUCGAUAUAAGUUCAUUUUCAUCAUGAUGUACUCUCCUCUCUGUCUUACUCAGGAUGAGUUUCAUCCGUUCAUCGAGGCCCUACUGCCGCAUGUGCGUGCCUUCGCCUACACCUGGUUCAACCUGCAGGCGCGCAAACGCAAGUACUUCAAGAAGCACGAGAAGAGGAUGACCAAAGAGGAAGAGCGUGCAGUGAAGGACGAGCUGCUGGGAGAGAAGCCCGAGGUCAAGCAGAAGUGGGCGUCGCGGCUGCUGGCCAAACUCCGCAAGGACAUCCGGCCCGAGUGCCGCGAGGACUUUGUGCUGUCUAUCACAGGGAAGAAGACCCCCUGCUGCGUCCUCUCUAACCCUGACCAGAAGGGCAAGAUGAGGAGGAUCGACUGCCUGCGUCAGGCCGACAAGGUGUGGAGGCUGGACCUGGUCAUGGUCAUCCUGUUCAAGGGCAUCCCGCUGGAGAGCACGGACGGAGAGCGCCUGGUCAAGGCUGGGCCAUGCAACAACCCCAUCCUCUGUGUCCAGCCACACCACAUCAGCGUCUCGGUCAAGGAGCUGGACCUCUACCUGGCCUACUUCGUACAGGAGAGAGAGUCAGAGCAGAGCAGUAGCCCACGCACAGGUAUUGGGUCAGAUCAGGAGGAUAGCCGAGCUGCCACCAUGGAUGCUCCUGAGUUUCAGGAAAGCUUUGUGACAUCAGGAGUUUUUAAUGUAACAGAGCUGGUGCAAGUGUCCAGAACUCCGGUGGUGACGGGGGCAGGCCCUAACUUCUCUCUGGGAGAGCUGCAGGGGCACCUGGCCUAUGACCUUAACCCCUCAGGGGUGGGCAUGAGGAGAACCCUGCCCAGCACCUCCUCCAGCGGGAGUAAGAGGCACAAGUCGGGCUCCAUGGAGGAUGAUGUGGACACCAGUCCUGGGGGGGAGUACUACACCUCUCCCAACUCCCCGGCUAGCAGCUCCCGCAACUGGCAAGAGGAUCUGGAAGGAGGCAUGUCCCCUGGAGUAAAGAAGACAGAGAUGGACAGCCCGUCUCCUCAGGAGAGCUCCCCACGUCUCGGCUUCACACAGCACCACCGGCCCGUCAUCGCAGUGCACAGUGGGAUUUCUCGGAGUCCGCACCCCUCCUCGUCUUUGCACUUCCCCACCACCUCCAUCCUGCCCCAGUCCACCUCCUACUUCCCCCACACCGCCAUCCGCUACCCGCCACACCUCAGCUCCCAAGACCCGCUGAAGGACCUGGUCUCCCUGGCCUGUGACCCGUCCAACCAGCAGCCCAGCCCAGUGAGUCCAGCCCAUCUAACAACUCUAACUAAGGCCCAGAGUUUGUCCUGGUCAGGUCAUGUGCUGAACGGCAGUGGUCAAGUGAAGGUGCCCAGUCACUACAUCUCCUCCCAGAUGCUGGCGCCUCCUCCGCCCCCUGGAAUGCCCCGACUGACGCUGCCCUCCGACUCCAAGUCCAGCACCACCACCUCGGACGGGGGAGCCAACUCCCCCACGUCACCCAGUAAGUGGGCCGCUGCAUACUCAGCUCCUGGGACGCCCCCUGCCAACCGCUCCUUUGUCGGGAUCGGACCUCGAGACCCUGGCUCACUCUACCAGGCACAGUCCUGGUACCUGGGAAACUAAACAACACAAGGAUCAUUGAAAGGGGCAGGGACACAUGGAUUUGAGAUUCAACACUUUUUGUGGAAUUAAGAAAAUUGCAAAUGCGAUGCAAGAGGGAAAGUGUAUAUAUAUAUAAAUAUAUGUGUGCAUAUAUAUUUAUGUAUAUCAACAUAAAAGAUGCUUCAACACACCUUUUUGGAAUGCAAGACAGAGGCAGAGAGAGCAACGCCAAGGCAAGAAAGAGAAAAGGUUUGUGCAGCCAAAAUGAACGGUGGGGCAGAGACAUGACCCUGUCUCCAGGAUAGUACCCCUCCUCUUUAACACCCCCCUCUGCUACAGGUGCUGCUUCCUCAUAUAUGCAAAAUAAGUAUCCUUUCAUUUCUUAAUCAACAAGAAAGAGAAGAAUCCGAAUCCAGAGUCAUAGUUUUCCACACUUCUUCGGAGCCGGUAAAUAAACAACUCUUUGAAAGUAUUUAGGCGAGGCUGGUCACACAUGGUCAAUAACCUCCCUUUGCCCAUGAAGAGUCUACUUUUCAUCCAGUUUGAUUGACAAUCCUGUAUCUGUGUCAGUUACUUUGUUUAAAGAGUGGGGUAUUUUUAAGAUUUCAUUUAAACGUGUCUUCUAUGAGGCACAGUGAUAUGCAUACACAAUCAAAAGGAUCUGUCUUUAGAGCAGUAGAGAGCAUCGUAAAAAGACAGGUACUGUAACGGGUGUGUUAGUUUUCACAAUAACUGAUACGCCCUCUUGUGCCUGUCAACUGUUGUCUGUUUGUUUAGACAUUGGUUUGUGUUUGCAUACGAUUCAAGCAUAGUGAAACCUCCUCUUCCUAUCCUUGCCCCACUCUUGAGUUAAUAUUGCAUAAAGUUUGUAUUAAUGUAGAUAACAGGGGUUUAUUCUGCAUAGUGACAAAGGGAGAACAAAAAUAGUAAUGUCACUAUUGAGACAGUAUUGGGUGUAGAGGGGAGAAUCUUUCUUUUUUUUGUAUUUAGUUUAAAUUGCAUUGGACAUUACAGGCAUUGCACUACUAUAAUGUAAAUGUUUCCUUAUUAGCAGCUAUCCCUUGGCCUAAUCAUAUGAAAUGUUGCAAGUCAGAGGUGGGUUUUAGGAUUAUGUUGUAGAAACUACUAUGCUGUGUUGCUUUGGUAGCAGGGUACAAGAGUUAUGAGUGUUGGCUUUCUUGAGCUAUCGAUUCGGAUCAAUACAAUCCAGCCCUGUUGUGUUUCAGAUAUUCUAUACUCAUCUAGAGGACCUUUCCUUGUGUAUGUUGAGGUACAGGGAAUCCUGACAGGUUUAUAGGUAAAUCACACCCUUUUGGAUCUCUUUCUACAUUCUGUGUAUCUAAGUCACACUUUUAUUAUCUCACUCAUGCUGUCUUUAUAUAAUCGAAAACAAAAAGCAAUUUAUGAAUCUUUUUUUAAAGCAGAUCACAUACUUUGGAUGAGUCGAGAAGAAUGUGAAUGAUUUGAUCAUUAGAAGCGUGUCUGUAAAGGUAACCAUUGAUAGUGCCACCACUGACCCCAGACCUAAUGGUUGCUAGGCCAACGGCACUGCAUGUAUCCAUGUGUGCACAUGGCAUGAUUCUGGCUCAUUGAUGACGGGCAACUGACUGACCAGCAGUGUCCAUCACCAGUCUAUUUGGUCAGAACUUUCUUUACAGGUUUUGUCCUUGUCUCAUUUGCUAAUGCAAUGUUUGUGACAACAGACUUUGUUGCAGCAUGUGUUGGGAUGGAUGCAGAUACAUAUUUAUAAAUUGAAAACAUCAGGACUUAAGACUCCCCAAGCCCAAACCAUAUAUACAGCCAUGAAAAGUGCCUAAGACAUAGCAAGAGUUCUUUCUACAUUUCUUUGUAUUAUUGUUUUGGUUUGUUUGAAGUACUGCAAACAUCAAUGAGCUCUAGACAGGCAACAGGUGUGGUGUGAUGCACAGAGGGGAAGAAGUUAUGGAGAGCUCACAUCCCUAACCUGUCUCCAGCCAAAUGCACCUUCCAUGUGUUUUUCUGAGCACAGGCUUCUCAUUGGUUGUCUGCUGGGCACAAGCUAAGAAAAGUAUAAAACUCUGCUAUCAGCAAUGACAUAAUUAAACCAACAUAUCAAAGCUAUAUACACACACACACACACACACUGAACAUAAAUGUAAACGCAACAUGUAAAGUGUUGGUCCCAUGUUUAUGAGUUGAAAUAAAAGGUCCCAGAAAUGUACCAUAUGCACAAAAAGCUUAUUUCUCUCACAUUUUGUGCAGGAAUGUUUACAUUCCUGCUAGUGAGCAUUUCUCCUUUGCCAAGAUAAUCCAUCCACCUGACAGGUGUGGCAUAUCAAGAAGCUGAUUAAACAGCAUGAUCAUUACACAGGUGCACCUUGUGCUGGGGACAAUAAAAGGCCACUCUAAAAUGUGCUGUUUUAUCACACAACACAAUGCCACAGAUGUCUGAAGCUGAGGGAGUGUGCAAUUGGCAUGCUGACUGCAGGAAUGUCCACCACAGCUGUUGCCAGAGAAUUGAAUGUUAAUUUCUCUACCAUAAGCCGCCUCCAACAUUGUUUUAGAGAAUUUGGCAGUACGUCCAACCGGCCUUGACCGCAGACCGCGUUUAUGGCAUCAUGUGGGCAAGUGGUUUGCUGAUGUCAACGUUGUGAAUUGAGUGCCGCAUGGUGGCGGUGGGGUUAUGGUAUGGACAAUCAUAAGCUACGGACAACGAACACAAUUGCAUUUUAACAAUGGCAAUUUGAAUGCACAGAAAUACUGUGACAAGUUUCUGAGGCCCAUUUAUUUUAAGGUAUCUGUGAGCAACAGAUGCAUAUCUGUAUUCCCAAUCAUGAGAAAUCCAUAGAUUAGGGCCUAAUGAAUUGAUUUCAAUUGACUGAUUUCCUCAUAUGAACUGUAACUCAGUAAAAUAUUUGAAAUUGUUGCAUGUUGCAUUUAUAUUUUUGUUCAGUGGAGAGAGAGAGAGAGAACACAGAUGCAGAUAUUGCUCAUUAAGACAGAUACACUUCUAGGGAAUAAUAUCCAUACACGCUGGUUACGAAAAGCUAACCUUUAAAUACGGCUUUGCAAUGGAAAACAUCAAAUUUGCGGUGAGUGUUCCAAUUGACAUCUGUUAUUUAAAAACAGAAUACCUACAAUGACUUGUUUUAAAAGGUGCUCAUAUGAAAUGAUACUGAUAUAUAUUCAUGCAUGGUGCUUUCAAAAGAAAAUCAUGAGAUACCAGCUCUAUCGACCACCAUAAUGCUGACAUGGGUGCAUGGCAGAAACUCUUACUACCCUUCUGAAGCUGACCCCCCUGCCCCCCAUAGCUCUUCCCUCUAAUCUUUGGAACAGAGAGCAAAUAAUACUGAUGGGUUCUUACCUUUUUACCUAAUUCUUUGGAUUUUUAUUCCCUAUUUUUAACUUCUAUUUUGCACGAUAUUUUAUAUAACACAUUAUGUGCCUUGCCUUUAGUUAAGAACAAUAAUACAUGAUACAAAUUAUGUAAAUUCAUUUCUCUUUUUGGUGUAACCGGUAACUCUGCAAAAAUGACAAAAAAACAUUGCUGCAUGUUUGAUUGCUUGUCAUUAUCCAGUUUAGAUGAAUACAGUAGUAGAUUAAAGUAGUGACAGUUUGCGUUUAUCGAGAUGGGGUAUUUUCACCAUUUUCCCUUUCUGUGGUUAUUAUACAUUAGUAUUUGUCAUUCCAUCACAUGGAAACCUUGCUACAAUUUAAUCGUGUUAAUUUCUUCGUUUUUAUUGACUCUUGUUGCUUUCCCUUUCAUUAUGUCUUCCAUCUUGGUGUAAUAUGUGAAAUAUGCAAUUCUUGUUUCCUCUGCUCAGCGAUUGCUUAAGUUGUAUUUUGCCCCCUUUUUAAAGCUCUUCUUCAAUGAUAAAGAAUGUGCUGCAAGAAUUAGAGAAAAUGUCCAAGUACUUCAAUUCAAGAUGGAGGUCAGGGUAGAGAGCCGUGAGGGAUGUGUUGUAGGUGAUCAGGCUCCUAGCACGGAACAGAGCUGUAAAAUCACUGAGAUGAGCUUACAUUUCCCCCAGCACCAUGGCAACUUCUGCCUCUGUAGACACUUUUUGGCACCAAAUGACCAGAACUGAAUAUGGGGUACAUUUUAUCCCACUAUUUUGUUACAUUACAACCUGCGAGUCUCCUAUACGCAGAUAGGCAAAUCCAAGCACUUUAAUAGCUUUUCAAACAGGAACAUCUAUUAAAAAAAAAUAUGAAUCUCUAUCCAUAUGCUAAAACAAGGGAAAUGACUCAUUUGGAAUUGUUUAAGGAUAAAGCUGAAGCUUCCGAGACAAAUUCUUUCCAUGGAAUGCUAACUGUCUUAUUAUGUUGUGUCAGUGAUGAGCAGGGCACAGUGCUUCACAUCUUUGUUUUAGUUUGUGUGUUUCAUGGGUGUAUGAGAGAGAAAGGGAUUGAGAUCGUGUGAGUGUGUGGCUAGAUCUGGUUCUCAGAUUGCACAUACAUAAAUGGGCCGAUAGCAAAGAGAGAGAGAGUGUAUCAGGUGUAUUGGGGAAAGGAGUGUUGAAAAACACUAGAUGUGGAUUUCACUUCAGAAGACUGAAAACGAGAGAGAGAGAGAGAGAGAGAGAGAAAAGGAUGGGGUAUUUUAGCACUACUAGAUGGAAUUGUCGGAGAAGAGUAGAAAUGUGUGACACAAUAAACUAGUGCAGUGAGAUGCAUUAAUGACGUGAUAAUUUCCCCUCCUCGAUUUUAUACCUUGUGAUUUAGAGUUUUUGCAUCGCACUGCAUUUUCCAUCGGGUUAAGGGGUCAAAUUAUUUCACUGGGAAUAUGCACAAUACCUGGAUGUUAUUGAAAUUAACUGAUCAAAAAUCUGUAAAAAUGAAAAUAAAAUGUAAAAAAAACAACACAAAAAAAACCAAUUGAAGGUUUCAUAACACUGGCUACAAUAGAAUGUUAAGCUUUAUGUACCAUGUGUAGAUUAUUCUUUUCAUGUUUAGUGUGUAGUUACAUUUUUAGGUUCUCCACAUUUAGGUCCAUUGUGUGGAAUCUACAAAUCCACCUUAUGUUGUUUUGAAUAUUAGCCCUUCAGAAGUAUAGACUGACCUAGUCAGAAUCAUGGUAUAGAGAAUGAAAACAACAGAACAUCUGUUAAUAGCUGUUCAAAUUACUGAAAGAUGCCAAGACAUUAGUUUUUUUAUUAGAGGGUAGAUUAUAAUUGAUCAUUUCUUACUGCGUAGUGUAAUGGGAGUAUAUUGAAUAAGAGAGGAUAUUGUGUAUUUUUUUCAGCAGGGUCAGAAAAGGCCAUUGUGAAAGUGUGUUAUGCAGUGUACAGUAUUGUUUCUGCAAUGGAUAUUGCAAUGCUGGUAGCUAUUGAGAAUUCAAGUAAAAUGGCAGAAAAAGAGGUAUUGUUUACAUCAGUGUUUCCUAACUCCAGCACCUCCAACAAUACAUCUAUUUGUUGCAUCCCCGGACAAGCACCCCUGAUUCAACUUAUCAACUAAUCAUCAAGCCCUCAAUGAGUUGAAUCAGGUUAGUCAGGGACUACAACAAAAAUGUGUACUGUUGGGAGUACUCGAGGACUGGAGUUGGGAAACGCUGGUUUGCAUUGCCCUUCUUAAGAUCUUGGCGAUGACGGUUUAUGUGUCCCGGUCCACAGUCCCAGGUUGAAGUGGCGUGCUGUAGCAAAGGCAUUCCAUCAAAUCCAUACGAUCCUCAAGCUCAACAAAAUGCUGCCGUCAUUCAGCAAGCUAAUUUAUAUUUGUUAAACAGGACAUGUGGUGAGGCAAGCGUCUGCUCCUGAUCAAAGAACUCCCACGGUGUGGGCUAUGUCCCUGGGCUCUGUCAUGUAUGGAAGGAGGACAAGGCCAACUGACGUGUUAACCAUACACCCAGUACAGUCAGUGGGCUAGUUGGAGCACAAGGCCCAUAAUCAAGUCAUCACAUUCGCCUCCUAGAUUUCAGCAUGGAGUCCAAUUACUGCUGUAGUACUGAGGGCGCCAAAGUGCUCAUGUUUGGUAGCGCUGGCGAAUGCUCAAGCUUAUUGUAUGUCGACAUAUUAGGCUUUUCAAAAAAACUACAUUUGGAUGUUUUAAACACACACAAUUAAUGGAAAUAGAGAAAGAAUCCCAUGUAAAGUUCCCCUCUGGUUCUAACUGUACAGUAGCAGCAGACGCUGGAGUCUCAUGACAUGUUCUGUGAAGAUUUGCACUGCUCCACACUCACCUCUCCAGUCCAGUUUACCCUCCAGCCUGGGUCUGACUGGGACACAUAGGGACAUGGGUCUGACGCCACGGUAGUCUAGCCAGCACAGUGGUCCUUCAGCACACCGUCUGCUUUUUGUAACUAAACUCGGCUAUACAUUAUAUUAUUAUGACAGCGACAUAGACUUUUGUUUUCAGAGCAGGUGUCCCCCCCCACCCCCCAACACUUUUUAAAGUGGCCACAGGUGAUGGUUGAACUUACUCUGAAAGACAUUCAUAUGCAUUCGAUACUGAUGCAUGUAAAACAUUAUCUUAUUAUAUUUCAAAACCCUUACUAAUAUUUUUGUAGUGAUUAUUAUCAUUGUGAUUAUUGUAGGAUUGUUACAUUUUGGACACAUUAUCCUGUGUAUAAAUGCUUACAGUAUAUCAAUGAGAAUGAAAUAGGCAAAAUGUACAUACCAUUUUUUUUGUUUUUUUUUUGUUUAAGUAAGUACAUGUUUAUGUUUGUGUUUAGAUUUAGUUGCUAUAAGCUUGUGGCCAAGCCACAAAAUAUAAGAAUUCCUUCUUAGCGUUCUGCUAUGGUUGGUAUGAGCUCACCACCAAUGCUGCAUGCCUUUUUAAACAAGGUACCUGUAUUUGGUUUUACUAACCCUGAAACUUGGACUCCAGUAAUUUCAGCAUCACUUGUUGUCAUUUUAAACCGAUCCAGAAGCUUCAAUAAGCCUCAAGGGGAUAUGCAAAUUCCAUUGCCAUUUAUUUUUAAAUUUUUUCCACAAGUCAUCUAACAGUUCUGCACUUCUUUUUAUUUUCACUGUUGCUGUGCAAGCUUCAAGAUCUCAAACACUUUCCUUCUACUUGGAAGGUUGCACUAAAUAACCUGGUAUUGAUGUUUUAAGGAAACUUCUCAAGAUGUGCUUCUCUGGAAAUAUUUCUCAAGCUUAACCUUUGAGAUGUAGGAAUCCUGUGUGUGUGAGAGAGACAGAGCAAGAUAAAUUGAGGAAACAGCUGCUUGUAACAAGCUAAGAAUAUUAGUCACCGUAUUUCUCCCCUUUUAUUGUUUAUCGUUAGAGAACCCACUGAGUACAUCACUUUUAUUGUUUAUCGUUAGAGAACCCACUGAGUACAUCACUUUUAUUGUUUAUCGUUAGAGAACCCACUGAGUACAUCACUUUUAUUGUUUAUCGUUAGAGAACCCACUGAGUACAUCACUUGAACAUCCACCCGGGUGGUACAUUUUUAGACAUCCAUUGAAGAUGUUGAAUUGGUUUGUGGGAUUUGGGCUUGUAAAGACAUUUGAAUCAGUCCUAGACAAACAACAGCAGGGCUGACAGUCGCACUAGUUUUGUUGCAGUCCAUACAAAGUGUGGUCACAGUGUGUUUGUGUGUGUUUUUGUCUGAGUGUUUGGUCAGGAAAGGCAUGUGUGCAGAUGAAGCACAUUCCUCUGGUAGUGCAGGUGUGAGGCCCCACACUGCUCCGAGUGCCUUUCUUCAGCAGCGCUGCGUUGUUGUGAAUGUUACUCUAGUUUUACUCAAGGACGCACUGCUCUGCUCCACCCAGGGACUUGCUACUGAUAUGAUGUGAGGGUGUGGAAGGUGUGUGUGGGAGCUGCAGCCGCACUGUAACGGGUAUUGAUCCAGUAUGAGUUUAUGAAAAGAGAAGUCUUUACACAUGGUGGCAACACAACGUUGAAGAUUAGAAUAUGAAAAAAGUUGAUUUACUAUAUUGGCCUAUGAUUUUCCUUCACGGUUUUUCAACGGAUCUAGUUUAUCUUUAUGCAAUUGGUACAGUAUAUAGAUUAGAAAUAUGUUGUUUAUAGUCUGUGCAACUAUUUUAGGCAGGAACUCUGAAUUCUCCCUAUGCAAUUAAGGGCUGGUGUACCCUGACAGGGUAAAGACCUGGGAAUUUGAUACCUAUUGAUAUUCAUUCAUAAGUUCGUAGUAACUCAACAGUCACUGUCGAGACUCAUGCAGAUGUUUAUUUACCUACAAUUAGAAUCGGGACUUGAUUAAAAUGGUCACAAGUCCCGUUUAAGUGUCAAGAUGAUUUCUUCAGAGAGACAAAAAUACCUAGCAGUACACCAGUCCAAAGUGUAGAAUGACAAGACUUGUAUGUUUGUGAGAGUUUUGGGGGAUCAGUAGAUGGGAAGCCCAGUUCAGUUAGAUCAAUGCAAUGAUUUUACUUUUAUUGUAUUUAGUUUUUCCUAUUCCCCUUAAUGAUCAGUUAGUGGAGUUUUCUUAAAGCAAACUCAAAAAUCGCAAAUGAGGAGACGAGUAGUAAACAGUCUCCAUAAUCCUCUUGUUACUGUGUGAAGAGACAUGGAACACAGAAUAAUGGAGACCAGGUCACAACUCUCAGAUGUGUCACAACAUCGUUUUUGUGGUGAAAUGUGCUUAUGUUCACCCAGUGGAUAAAGGUAACUGUUUUUAAGUUUGGUCUCUAUAUUUUACUUUCAACAAACCAGCAGGUAAAAAAAGCUAACUUACAUAGAUGUGAAUACUGAAUACCAAAAAUGAUUUAAACAAGCAGUGCCUGUCAUUUUACUGCUAAUUUCAUUUAUUUGUGGCCAUUGCCCUUCUCAAGCUCUGAUGUACAUAGUAUUUGUACUCUAAAGCUGCUGGGGGUCAUUCUGACUUUGUGUGGGACUCUGUUUGGUGCCUGAGCCCCACUCUCACAUUGGCUUCUGCUCAUAGCUUUCCACACAAACUGUCACAAUGAGGUCCUACAGUACUACCAAGGUGAAGGGCACCCACUAGCCAAUGGCCUUUGGCUAUGGAGGUGAAAAGCCAUACAAAACAAGUGCAGUUAUGAAGAUCUGUUAAUGUUAUUGAUAAUCCAUAUCACAGAUUCACUGACGUCAGGACCGGGAAGCCCCACCCACACAAUAGAGGAGAGAACAAGGCCACAUUUUAAUGAGGGCUCUUUUUACAAAAAAAUACAAUUCCUCACAUGAUCUUCAACUGCUUGGCGCGCCAAACCUUUCUUGGCAAUUCUAUUACCUUCAUCUUGUUCUGGACAUGUAUGUUGAUUCCAUCUUUAAACGUGCUGUUUUCUCAGUGUGAUGAAGUUGGUUGGGUGGAGGAGGGAAGAGAUAAAGAUGAUUCUCAGAGAACAUUCUAAUGCAGUGUUACAUUUUAAGGUUUUUCCUCAUUAUUCUUUACAAAUAUUACCAUAGUAGUUAUUCAUUAAUCGCUUGCUUGCUGCACAGACAUACACACUGCACACCAGGAAAGAGCAUGUGGACAUUUAGUUCUGACACAUCCGGUAGAAUAGAACAGGAAACGGCUUCAUAGCGCACACGGAUCACUUUCAACUGCUUGUGAUUUUAUUUUCCUUUUUGAAACUUUUAGUACAAAAGUAUCAGCAAAAGUCGGUAAUAAAAGUUUUCUGCUAAUUAUUUGAAAUGACUCUCAUACAGGAAAACUAAAGUUGCCAUGUGUUUUUGAACUGGUGUGGGAGAAAUUUACAGCUUUGACAAUAUUUCAUUAUAACAUUGUAUUUAGCCAUCGCUGUUAGCAAAUACAUUACUGGAAGUGAGUAUGUUUCCCUAUGCAAAAAAAGUAUAAAAAAUAAUAAACAAGCUAUGCUACAACUCA
This is a messenger RNA of Oncorhynchus nerka (sockeye salmon), 11848 nucleotides long. RefSeq names its product nuclear factor 1 C-type-like. Bases 542 to 2137 code for a protein of 531 amino acids. Gene Ontology annotation, molecular function: RNA polymerase II cis-regulatory region sequence-specific DNA binding; DNA-binding transcription factor activity, RNA polymerase II-specific. The transcript has 11 exons. The record is from RefSeq and is a predicted model, not a curated record. Lineage: Eukaryota; Metazoa; Chordata; Actinopteri; Salmoniformes; Salmonidae. Gene Ontology annotation, biological process: regulation of transcription by RNA polymerase II. Gene Ontology annotation, cellular component: nucleus.